CGAACGACUCUCAGAGUACUGUUCGACAAUGCAGCUCGCGUCGUCGGGCCUGCGUGCCCUCCGCGGGCACCAGCCUCACACCCUCGGCAACCCCUCCAGGUCGCUACACACCCCCGCACACCUCCCCCGCCCCGCCCCGGCGGCGCGGCCCACAGGCUCCAGCGUCCAAGCCCUCUUCAGGCACGCCCGCACCUUCCUCUCGACCGUCGCCGGGCACCUCACCGCCCCGGGGGCCUUCGCGCCGCCGCCACACGCCGCGCACGGCUCGCGCUCGCUCCUCGAGCACGCGCACCGCUUCCCGUCCGUCCAACAGCGCCUCCCGUCCGCGACGCGCCUCACGCUCGCGCGGCCGCUCGGCGCACCCUCGCUGCCGCGCGCCCCCGCCGCGGUCCCGCGGAGCAUGUUCGACGUCGGCCUCGGCACCGCGCGCGCCUUCUCCACUGCGCGCCCCCUCUUUGACAACCUCGCGCAGAACGUGCCCGUCACCGGCCGCGCGUUCUGGGAGGCCGACUGGGACGUGAGGGUGCAGAAGGACAGGGAGCGCGCGAGGAUGCGGAAGUACCAGAAGGAGGAGGAGACUCAGCAGAGGAGGGCGCGCGGAGAGAUGCUGUCGCAGCCCGUCCGCGCCGCACGACAGGCUGCGGCUGCAGAGGCCGAGACUGCUGACGACGCAGAGAUCCGCGCGGAGCUCGACAGGUACUUUCCCGUGCUCGCCGACGAGGUGGUGACCUACCUGCUCGUCCCACUCGCGCCGACGCCGACCGCGCGCCUGCCUCUAGCAUUGACGCCGCCAGCGCACAACGCACACCACCCGCUGCUACCGCUGCCACACCUCGCGGCGAUGCACCACGUGCACGACACGCACGCGCUGCGCGUCUCGACGGUGUUCGCGCGGCUGGACGCGGCGCGCGUGUUCGACGCACCCGGCGUCUCGACGUCCGCGUACGGCGACCGCAGCGGGCUCUGCACCGUGCUCGAGGUCCGGUUCGCGGGCUGGACGCAGGCGCGCGUGCGGGGCGUCCUCGGCGAGGCCGGCACGGGCUGGUGCGUCCUCGAGGAGGUCCGCGAGCACGACCCCGGCGACGUGGCGACCGAGGCCGGCGUGGACGACGCCCUGUCUUCUGAGACGUCGGGCUUCGAUGUCGACUCUCCGCUGGAAGCUGCGAUCGACCCGGCGGCGUCGUUCGUGCUCCCCACCCUCGAUUUCUCUGCGUCCUUUGUCCGGGAGACGGACGAGUGGGCGCGCGCCGCUGCGCCGCCGCCGACACCACCCGGGCUGGCAGACCUCGUGUUCCACAACGCGUGGGCCGCCGCCGAGCGCGAGCAUGACGGCGACGGCGACAGCACGUCAGACGGCUUGUCGGACUUGUCUGACUCUGUGUCCGACAUUGACAUGGACGGCUCCGCCUGGGGCGGCUCGUUCGCUCCCUCGCGGCGCUCGUCGUUCGGGGCCUCUGCGUCAUCGCACGACAGUUGGACGGCGCUGGGCUUGAGCUCGGGUUUUGCUGGACGGAUGGAGCACGACACCCGGUUCGAGGAACCUCGUGAAGCCAUGUUCUAGUCUCUCUUUUUUCUUUCUUUUGUAUCUCUCGUCUCUCUCUGUAUUCUACACACGUCUGUCUGCGAUCAUGCUCUGCAACACGAUGUAUAUCUCUGACUGAAGUCGCUGCGUCGCCGCUGUCCGCAGCCCCUCGAAGCGGGCGCCAGCUGCGGCAAGCCCC
Molecule: messenger RNA, 1721 nt
Organism: Phanerochaete carnosa HHB-10118-sp
Lineage: Eukaryota; Fungi; Basidiomycota; Agaricomycetes; Polyporales; Phanerochaetaceae
Exons: 1
Coding region: 29-1561 (510 amino acids)
Source: RefSeq, a predicted model, not a curated record